AUUUCGAAAAUUCCAUAAUAGAAUAUCCAAAAUUAGUUGUCGCACUUCUCAAUACGAAUAUAAUUGUCAUUUAAUUCAUUUCGGUCGGUCUUCGGCGUCAUGUCGAACACCUUUUAAUUGAAUUUGUGUAAUUUAUGCCGUGAUACGUGACAAGCAAAAGUAGAAAAGUUCGAUUAACUAGACCCCAAAGUACCAUCAUAUCACACAGUUCGUUGCCGGCAGUCAAAGAAAGCACAACUAAAAAAUGGUUUGCUGCGUAUCAGGGUUUCUUACACUCAUUGGGCUCUAUGCCCUCGGUUGUUAUCUCUACGAGCAGUUAAGAACACCAUUUCGAUUGCUUAAAGUACGUUGGAUUGAUGAUUCCCACAAACGACAAAGUCUAAAAGAGCGUUUUGGUUCAUGGGCUGCCAUAACUGGGAGUAGUGAUGGCAUAGGCAAGGAAUACGCCAAGGAACUGGCCAGACAGGGCAUCAAUGUGGUUCUAAUCGCCAGAAAUGAAGAGAAACUGCAAAAGGUGGCUAAAGAAAUUGAAAAUGAAUCUAAGGUGGAAACAAAGAUUAUAAUAGCGGAUUUCGCCAAAGGUAUCGAAAUAUAUGAUCAAUUGGAAAUGGAGUUAGAUCAACUGCCAAUUAGCAUUUUCGUCAACAAUGUGGGCAUGGGCCUACCGGGUCCGGUUUUCAAGUGGAAUCGUGAGGAUACCUCAGUUAUUCUGAAUACCAAUGUUGUAGCUGUUUCCGAACUUUCUCGGUACUUUUUCCAUCGCAUGAAGGUGGCCAAAAUCAAGGGAGCCAUUGUGAAUGUUAGCUCUGGAGUUGAAAAGCAACCAGCACCAUUUGCUUCCUUCUAUGGUGCAUCUAAGGCAUAUACCCGUAGUUUUACAGUUGCUUUGCAGUUCGAAGCUGCUAAAUUUGGAAUUCUCGUUCAAUUGCUUUCUCCGAACUUUGUGGUAACCAAAAUCAACAGCUACUCCAAGCGCAUUAUGAGCGGUGGACUCUUUAUACCCUCGGCAGAGGAAUACGCUCGAAGUGCAGUCAAUCAAUUGCGGGAUGGAGUUGAUGAAACACCUGGUUACAUUUGGCAUCAUGUACAGAAUGCCGUAAGCGAAAUGUUCACCUGGCGUGUACGUGUUGUGGCUGCUGUGAAGCUUUUUGCUAAUAUAGUAGAUGCCAAAGACAAAUAGAUUGCCUACUUUCAGGCGCUUGUUAUUUCUAACUGAACUGUACUUAAUUUGUAAAGAAAAUAAGAGAGCAAAAUCUAAUUAAAAAUACGGAUUGCCCGUUUA
Drosophila willistoni is the source of this 1282-nucleotide messenger RNA. Its product is annotated as hydroxysteroid dehydrogenase-like protein 1. Gene Ontology annotation, molecular function: oxidoreductase activity. The transcript is spliced from 3 exons. Gene Ontology annotation, cellular component: endoplasmic reticulum. NCBI's taxonomy places the organism in Eukaryota, Metazoa, Arthropoda, Insecta, Diptera, Drosophilidae. Bases 245 to 1180 code for a protein of 311 amino acids. The record is from RefSeq and is a predicted model, not a curated record.